AUGAGGCUCUUAGUCGCCAUAUUAACGUCAAUCCUGCUUGCCUGCUCGGUCAUUGCAGCUCCACCCGAUGGAUCCCGUAGGUUGAUCCCCUAUCGUAUUGAUGUAAUCACAGGAAAUCCUGGGUAUGUUAUUAAGCGAUACGCUAUAGCAAGACAAAACCACAUGCAAUCAAAGAAAGCAGUUGAGUUGGCAGUAGCCACAUACGAGGAUCAAAAGGCGCUUAUCACUACUCUGGAAGAAUCUGGAUAUAAGCCAGAAUAUCUUAAAUACGAACGUAUUCUUCUCACGAAGCUUGAAUUCCAAGUUAUCAAGUACAAGAAAAAGCUUAGAUGGAUAUCUAAUAACCUGAGGAAAAAGGCAGGGGAGCUUGUGGAAUACUUUUAUGGAAACCAGAAACCCGAAUCGAUUGGCUAUCGCAUAAAAUGUCUCCAGGCAACUCCUAUAAUUCGGGAUUACAUUCGCGACUUCUAUAAAGGUCCACUGGAAGCACCAAAAAUAACCUCUGAUGGUGGAUCACAACAGCAAGGUCCUAGCCAAUCCCAUGGAGGAGGUAGAGGAAGAGGCGGUAGAGGAAGAGGUGGUAGAGGAAGAUCCCGCUCCCGCUCUCGAUCUCGCUCUCCCAGAAGAUCAUAA
Molecule: messenger RNA, 633 nt
Organism: Batrachochytrium dendrobatidis JAM81
Lineage: Eukaryota; Fungi; Chytridiomycota; Chytridiomycetes; Rhizophydiales
Exons: 1
Coding region: 1-633 (210 amino acids)
Source: RefSeq, a predicted model, not a curated record